This is a messenger RNA of Frieseomelitta varia, 2034 nucleotides long. It is a transcript of the gene Acsf2, whose product is annotated as medium-chain acyl-CoA ligase ACSF2, mitochondrial. The coding region runs from base 136 to 1929 and encodes 597 amino acids. Gene Ontology annotation, molecular function: medium-chain fatty acid-CoA ligase activity. Gene Ontology annotation, biological process: fatty acid metabolic process. The transcript is spliced from 9 exons. NCBI's taxonomy places the organism in Eukaryota, Metazoa, Arthropoda, Insecta, Hymenoptera, Apidae. The record is from RefSeq and is a predicted model, not a curated record.
AACAGCAAAUAUUAUAGUUUAGUUACGUUGUUAGCGGUUAGUAACGUCAAUGCUGUUAGAGUCGAAGCACUAAUAUACGUUAAUAAACACUGAUAUAGUUUGGUAUUGGCUUAACGAUCGUUAGAGGUUGAAGAAAUGGUUCGUUUUUCAAUAACCACGAGUUCGUCUCUGUUUCGAAUCACAAAUUUCUAUGUACGUCAGAGAAAUAUUUGCGGUGCAGAGAAUCCAUUACUUGCUUGGAAAUUACGUAACGUUUCGGAUCAACGAUCUCGAUUGUUUCACGAAGGAACGGCUGCGCACAUGGUGCAGCAUGGAAAUGUGCCUUUGACCGACGAGCCCAUUGGAAAGUUAGUGGAGAUAGCAGCAGAAAAGUGGCCUGAUCGAGAAUGCGUGAUAUCGCUACAUCAAAACGUACGGCUGACAUUUUCGGACGUCGUUCGACGUGCUGAUCGUUUAGCUGCCGGUUUAAUGAAACUGGGUAUGAAACGCGGCGAUCGUCUUGGAAUCUGGGGUCCUAACGACGUUGAAUGGUUAAUUACCUUCAUAUGCGCUAGCAGAGGGGAUUUCAUUCUUGUCGCGAUCAAUCCUAACUUCCAACUGGAUGAGCUCAACUAUUGCAUACAAAAGGUCGGCGUAAAGGCUGUGAUAUCACCUGACAAUUUUAAAACACAAGAUUAUUCACGCAUGCUACUACAAGUCCGGCAAACGUGCUCCACUUUGGAGCACAUAAUUAUCUAUUCGAAGGAUCACGUGACUGGGACUCGUCGUUUCAACGAUGUGGAGCAGCUCGCAUCCAGGAUCGAGGUUGAGCGAAUCGCGGCAGAACAGGAUCAAAUAUCUUGUUAUAAUGGUAGUAACAUACAAUUCACUUCGGGAACCACUGGCAAACCAAAAGCCACUCUGCUGUCACAUAGCUGUUUGGUGAACAAUUCGAAACAGGCUGCCAUAAGAGCAGAGUUCAACGUCGGACAAAAAGUUUGCCUAAACGUUCCGUUUUUUCACGCGUUUGGCAUUCUUAAAGGAUUAUUGUGCAUGUUUCACGCUGGUCUCACGCUUGUGUUACCAAGCCCUUCAUUUAAUCCUGUAAAAUCGUUAAAUGCAAUAAUACGAGAGAAGUGCAAUGUCGUUUACGGUACUCCGACGAUGUGGAUUAAUUUAUUGGAUGUUCAUCAACAACUUCAACCGCCGCCAAUAACUUUAGCGUGCGGUGUCACCGGUGGUUCCCCUGCGUCGCCGCAACUUUUCAACACAAUAAGAGAAUGCUUCAACUUUGACAAUAUCAAGACGAUAUACGGGCUCACAGAGACGACGGGGAUCAUCUUUGAAUCAUUGGCCAACGAAAGCGCCGAAUUAACGAAUAAUACAGUUGGUCAUUUAGCCAAUCACGUUGAAGCUAUGGUUGUCGAUGAGAACGGGAACGUUGUGCCAUUCGGUACUCCCGGAGAACUCUGGAUUCGAGGGUACUGCAAUAUGAUGAAGUACUGGCACGACGAAGAUGCGACGAAGAAGACCAUUACCAAAGAUGGAUGGUUGAAGACCGGCGAUCAAUUUGUCUUAAGAUCGGAUGGUUAUGGACAAAUAAUUGGAAGGCUGAAAGACAUGUUGAUUCGGGGAGGUGAAAAUAUUUUUCCAAAGGAGAUCGAGGAUGUAUUAAUGACACACCCUCUAGUGACUGAGGCAUAUGUUAUAGGCGCCUACGACGAAGUUUACGGGGAGGAAGUGUGCGCAUGCGUGCGUCUUCGAGAAGGCGCGAGUAUGAAAAAAGAGGAGUUGAGAGAGUACUGCAAGAGUCGUAUAGCUCGUUUCAAAGUGCCUCGUUACGUAGAGUUCGUAACGGAAUAUCCGAAAACAGCGAGCGGGAAGAUACAAAAAUAUAAAUUGAAGCAAGAAAUGGAACGAAAUGGAAGAAUUCCCACCAAAUCAAACUAGAAUAUUACCACGGUGAUUGGGAGAAACGCAAAGUAAUAUGUAAUUUACAAUUGUCUCCUUGAAUUGACUUUUAAUAAAUAUUUAAUAAAAGAUAAUAUUUUGCGU